UGCACAGGCGUUUCAAAACGAACAAAAGUGAUUUUACUUUGUGAAAAAGUUGACGUCUGACAAUAAGACUAUGAGACUUACCAUUGUUUUUUUGUCAGGUGAUAUGAUUGAUGCAAAGAUUGCAAACCCGUGAUCUAGAGGACUUGUGUAACCUGAAUUCUGAAAUGAUCUUUUGAAUUUGAGUGAACAUACACUGGCUAUACCAUACUGCACUGCACUAGCUGCACUGGCCAAGAACUUUUAUACAGUAUACAGCACAAACUGUGUCAAGGUUGCAGUGGAUUCAGCCGGAGCACAAAGAAUGAAAGAUGGCGAAUAAAUUCAGAAUGUUCAAGAUAUUAACAGCUUUCCUUGUUUUGGUCCUUGUCAACCUUUCCACAGGUGAGCUACUGCAAGGUACCGUUUACAAGCAAGAAGAUGGAACUUUCACGGUCAGUUCCGGCAUCAUCGACAAACAAGGGGUCGCGUACGGCUCCUACAACAACACCCUCUUCCAGACGGGAUGGGGAGAGCUGCACCUGUUCGCCGGGUACUCAACGGCGGACAAUGUCGCCCUCUCGGACGCUGACAGAAUGUACGCAGCAGGCAUCUUGGAAGGAGCUUUGACGGCCAAGCAGAUUUCCCAGACCCUGCAGAACAUCAACGUGACCUUCUUCAGCGCCGAAGGCGACCCAGAGAUCUGGAGGAGGGUCGUAGACUUCUUCGAGACCCAAGACGCCUGGAUGAAGGGAAUGAUUAAAGAGAGGGCCACCGAGGACCCCUUCUGGGAGGGCGUGGCACUGGUUCUCGCCCAGUUUGAGGGCCUGAUAAAGGGGUACGAGAUGAGCCAAUUCUCCAACGCGUCUACGUCAAAUGGUUUCUUGGCCAUGCAAGUCUUGAAUUCUUGUGGGGAUCUCCUAGACCUCAAGAGCGCCGUCAUGCCGUCCCUGAUCCCUGACUGGGACAAGCUCACCAAGAAAGAGUUCCUCAAGUUCAUCCGCACCUCCGGACAUUGUUCAGCGCUUGUCAAGGUACUGCCAGCCUUUGAAGACGUCUUCAUGUCUCACUCGAGCUGGUUCACCUACAGCGCCACCCUCAGGAUCUACAAGCAUUAUCAUUUCAAGCUCGACUUUGAAGGAAACGCCGCCGAAGUGACUUCGUUCUCCAGCUACCCAGGGUUCCUGGAAUCUCUGGAUGAUUUCUACAUCAUGAGCAGCGGCCUCUCCAUGCUGCAGACCACCAACAACAUCUUCAACAAGACACUCUACAAGUACGUCAAGCCCCAGUCCCUGUUGGCAUGGCAACGGGUCCGCGUUGCCAACAUGAUGGCCAGAAGCGGCAAGGAUUGGGCUCGCAUCGUAGCCAGAUACAACUCAGGAACCUACAACAAUCAGUACAUGGUCAUCGACAGAACCAAGAUCAAACCCAACGUGGCCAUCUUGGAUGAUGCAUUGUGGGUGGUUGAACAGGUACCAACACUUGUAGCUUCAGGAGACCAAACCAACAUUUUGAGAGCAGGUUACUGGCCCUCCUACAACGUACCGUUCUACGAAGAGAUCUACAACAUCAGCGGUUACCUGGAGUACGCCUAUAAGGGUGGAGCAGACAUUUCAUAUCAGCUUGCUCCUAGGGCCAAGAUAUUCAGGCGAGACCAAGGAAAAGUGGUCGAUAUGGAGUCCUUCAAGAAGAUCAUGAGGUUCAACGAUUACAAGAAUGAUCCAUACUCAGAGGGAGAUCCGUCCAAAUCAAUCUGCAUGCGUGGUGACCUCAUGACCUCUCCUAUGCCAAAUGGUUGCUAUGACACCAAGGUGACUAACCUAGCAAUGGCGGCCAAGCAGACGAGUUUCGUCAUCAACGGGCCCACCCGCGGAGAUGGAAGCCUGCCCCCGUUCAAGUGGGUCGCCCCCUUCACAGGCUGGUCUCACGUUGGACUUCCUACGGUCUAUGACUUUAACUUUGUGGAAAUGUGUCCCAAGGAGCUUUAAGGAUGUUUCAGAAAAGGGGAUGAAUUCACCAUCCAGAAUCAUUUCUUGAGGCCUAAAUCUUCCCUUUUUUUCUCCUUGGAAGGGGUGUGGGAAUAGGGAGGGAAUUGGAGGGAGGAGGGUCUCUGCUCUCCAUUUUAUGAAUUAUUUGAAAUCAGUACUCGGUAAUCCAGUACUCGGUAAUCACUCUGUCUAAGCAAAUUUCAAAUCGGUCAUCUUGUUCACACACUGGUCUCAUGAUGGACUUCAUGCACUGUUUGGACAACAUUCCUACAGCUCCUUUGGACAUAUUUCCUCAAUGUUAAAGUUAAAGGAGCUGUAGGAAUGUUUAAAAAAGUGGGUGAGUUUACAAUCCAGAAUUAUUUCUCGAGGCCUAAAUCUCUUUUCUUUCCAUUGAAAGGGUGUGGGAAUAGGGAGAGAAGUAGGAGGAGGGUAUCUGUCGUCCAUUGUAUGAAAUAUUUACCGUCCAGAACAAUUGUGUAGUUUCAGUAAUGCUGUCUAUUUAGGAAGGGGUAAUGGAAUAGGGAGAGAGCAUUCUCUGCCUACCAUUUGAACAAAUUAAUUGAUAUUAUUAGUAGUCACCUCGGGGAUCACUCUAUCAAAGGAAAUACAGGAAUCUUGCAAAAUGAUGUACAGUGUGAAAUAUCCUGUCAAAUAUCCUGUCAGAUUUCAAAGAAAAUGAUAGAACUUUGACAUUGGAAAGAAAAACGUGGAUGAUGAAUGAGGAAUCAAUUUUACCGGUACUUGGUAUGUGCAGACUAUGCAAGUGACUGAAUUAUGAUAUUAUUGUGUACAUGAAUACACCUAUUGCAUUUUCCAAAAUUGCUAUGCUUAUUAUGAUGAAUACAUAAAGAAGCCUAUUAUUGCUAAAUUGCUACACAUAUAUCACUAAAAUUUAAUGUCUUUAUUGCUCUCUCAGGUGAAGGUUUAAUGAAGAAACAGUAUUAAAUACCAUUUAUUUGAACAUAUAUUUUUCAUUGCAUUGUAUUUGGACAAUUACGUAAUUGCUGUGUUGUGAAUCAUGUUUAUCUUAUAUUACAAUUUAAUGUCGUGUACGAACCCGGAAAUGUGGACUUUUGUGAUUGUUAAAGCCCCUCAACACUACUUGUAGCUACCUGCAAACAAUGCCUUAUCAGUGACCAUUGUCCCCCUUUAUCUUAAUUGACUGUUAAUUGAGAGCUGAUUUGAUGAGAGAACCACCCGUCAGUGACCAUGCAGGGAGGUCUAAUCUCUCCUGGCCAAACUAGUGCAGAUAGGCUUUCAAUGGAUCGUUGGUCGAAUUUUGAAAUUUCACAAACUACAACUGCCCCAUGUGAAUAGAGGUUAGGACCAGGGAUGGUUUUGAAAUACAAACUUUUACCAUCAAAACUGAAAUAGUACACUUGAAAUAGAUAGAGGCUGGAUGCUGUUUGAUAUUUGAAUAAGUAGAUAUUAUAUCGGUAGUGAUAUUGGACGGCCAUUAAAGUAUUAGACAGUGGUUUUUUCAUGUCUGAACAAGCCUUUGCAGGAAUUUCUAUACUAUUGUUUCUUUAGAAAUCUUAUUGAUAUGAGAGUGAAUCAAUGAUAUGUCUUUCAAAUUGUAUGUUGUUCAUGUAAAUAUCAUUGAUAUGUAUAUUCUUUUAAAAAUUGACAUUUUUUUUGGCCUCAUUUUUAAUCAUGAAAUUUGAAUUUUAACACGGACAAUAAACAUGUAAAUCUUAAGUCAUUGUUUUCUUAUGCAAAAUGCCACUUGUUAAUUUGGUGACACAAUUUCUGUCCUUGUAAUUGUAAUGAAUCGUGGAUACAGUGCACUAAUAAAUGUCUUUACGUGUAAAGUAUGUUUAUUGCAAAUGUGCAUGUUAUGUAACUACAAUAUUUCACAAUUAAAUGUAACAAUUAUUUUCAUACCAAUAUA
Strongylocentrotus purpuratus (purple sea urchin) is the source of this 3855-nucleotide messenger RNA. Its product is annotated as phospholipase B-like 1. Gene Ontology annotation, cellular component: extracellular region. Gene Ontology annotation, biological process: phospholipid catabolic process. The record is from RefSeq and is a predicted model, not a curated record. The transcript has 11 exons. Bases 309 to 1964 code for a protein of 551 amino acids. Gene Ontology annotation, molecular function: glycerophospholipase activity. NCBI's taxonomy places the organism in Eukaryota, Metazoa, Echinodermata, Echinoidea, Camarodonta, Strongylocentrotidae.